Melospiza georgiana is the source of this 1499-nucleotide messenger RNA. RefSeq names its product macrophage erythroblast attacher, E3 ubiquitin ligase (gene MAEA). Gene Ontology annotation, molecular function: ubiquitin protein ligase activity; protein binding. The transcript is spliced from 10 exons. Bases 246 to 1292 code for a protein of 348 amino acids. NCBI's taxonomy places the organism in Eukaryota, Metazoa, Chordata, Aves, Passeriformes, Passerellidae. The record is from RefSeq and is a predicted model, not a curated record. Gene Ontology annotation, biological process: proteasome-mediated ubiquitin-dependent protein catabolic process. Gene Ontology annotation, cellular component: GID complex; cytoplasm; nucleus.
AUCCAAGAUGGCGGUGCAGGAAUCAGCCGCUCAGCUCUCAAUGACUCUGAAGGUGCAGGAGUACCCCACUCUCAAGGUGUUGUAAGCUAACACAGUUGAGGAGAGGAAGCUCACCAUUUUCCUGCCCCUUGAAAGGAGAGCAUAGUUCUGUAAUGGUUCCCCCCACCUAGGUGCCGUAUGAGACCCUGAACAAGCGGUUCCGCGCUGCCCAGAAGAACAUCGACCGCGAGACCAGCCACGUGAGCAUGGUGGUGGCCGAGCUGGAGAAGACGCUCAGCAGCUGUCCCGCCGUGGACUCUGUCGUCAGUCUGCUCGAUGGGGUUGUGGAGAAGCUCAGCGUUCUGAAACGCAAGGCCGUGGAGUCCAUCCAGGCCGAAGAUGAGAGCGCCAAGCUGUGCAAGCGCAGGAUCGAGCACCUGAAGGAGCACAGCAGCGACCAGCCCGCCGCCGCCAACAUGUGGAAGAAGAAGCGCAUGGACCGCAUGAUGGUGGAGCACCUGCUGCGCUGCGGCUACUACAACACAGCCGUGAAGCUGGCCAGGCAGAGCGGCAUCGAGGAUUUGGUAAAUAUUGAGAUGUUUUUGACUGCUAAAGAAGUGGAAGAGUCAUUGGAAAGACAAGAGACUAUGACUUGUUUGGCUUGGUGUCAUGACAACAAAUCCAGACUCAGAAAAAUGAAGAGCUGUCUGGAGUUCAGCCUAAGGAUUCAGGAGUUCAUUGAACUCAUUCGACAGAACAAGAGACUGGAUGCUGUGAGACAUGCAAGAAAGCACUUCAGUCAGGCUGAGGGGAGCCAGCUGGAUGAGGUUCGACAGGUGAUGGGAAUGUUGGCCUUUCCUUCAGACACUCAUAUCUCUCCCUAUAAGGAUCUCUUGGACCCUGCUCGAUGGAGAAUGCUGAUCCAACAGUUUAGAUAUGAUAACUACAGACUACAUCAGCUGGGAAACAAUUCUGUUUUUACUAUAACACUCCAGGCAGGCCUUUCAGCUAUAAAAACACCGCAGUGUUACAAAGAGGAUGGGAGCUCCAAAAACCCCGACUGCCCCGUGUGUAGCAAAUCCCUGAACAAGCUGGCUCAGCCCCUGCCCAUGGCACACUGCGCCAACUCCCGGCUCGUGUGCAAGAUCUCGGGGGAUGUCAUGAACGAGAACAACCCUCCCAUGAUGUUACCAAAUGGAUAUGUCUAUGGCUACAAUUCUCUGCUUUCUAUCCGUCAAGAUGACAAAGUAAUUUGCCCAAGAACCAAAGAAGUCUUCAACUUCUCACAAGCUGAGAAAGUGUACAUCAUGUAGGUGUGUGCCCGCAGGAUGAAGUGCCGCUGGGAUUUUGACACAGAGCAUCUUGGCAUGCCCUGCAAAGGGGGGGGCCUUAAUGUGUGGCAAAGAAGCAAAAGCUGCCACCCUGGGGAGCAGACCUGUCGGUGGCAUGAUUGUUUCUUGCGACCAAAGAUCAAUGAGCAACAAUAAACACUCUUGAAAGGAAAAAAAAAAAAAAAAGAA